Molecule: messenger RNA, 1964 nt
Organism: Eutrema salsugineum
Lineage: Eukaryota; Viridiplantae; Streptophyta; Magnoliopsida; Brassicales; Brassicaceae
Product: vacuolar-sorting receptor 2
Exons: 12
Coding region: 11-1867 (618 amino acids)
Molecular function (GO): calcium ion binding
Source: RefSeq, a predicted model, not a curated record
GUUAGCUGUAAUGGGAUGGGUGAUGUUGUGGUUCACGGGCUCGUGCACGGGGAGGUUCGUGGUGGAGAAGAACAACCUGCGAGUGACUUCGCCUGAGUCCAUCAGAGGAAUCUACGAAUGCGCCCUCGGCAACUUCGGUGUCCCUCAGUACGGCGGAAGCAUGUCCGGCGCGGUCGUUUACCCCAAAGCUAACCACAAGUCUUGCAAGAAUUUCGAUGAUUUCGACAUCUCUUUCAGAUCCAGAGUCGCUGGAUUGCCCACAUUCGUUCUCGUCGAUCGAGGAGAUUGUUACUUCACCUUGAAGGCCUGGAACGCGCAACGAGCUGGUGCCGCUACAAUCCUGGUGGCGGAUAACAGGCCCGAACCACUCAUCACCAUGGACUCGCCAGAGGACGAGACGGCUGAUGCAGAUUACCUGCAAAACAUCACGAUUCCUUCAGCGCUGGUGAGCAGGUCUCUAGGGGACGCCAUCAAAACGGCCAUAGCACACGGUGAACCCGUUCAUAUAAGUCUGGACUGGCGGGAGGCUCUUCCACACCCAAACGACCGAGUAGCCUACGAGCUAUGGACCAACAGCAAUGAUGAAUGCGGACCCAAAUGUGAUGCGCAGAUCCGGUUUCUUAAGAGGUUUAAAGGGGCUGCUCAGAUUCUUGAGAAAGGAGGCUACACUCGCUUCACUCCCCACUACAUCACCUGGUAUUGUCCUGAAGCCUUUCUGGCAAGCAGACAAUGCAAAACGCAAUGCAUCAACGGAGGAAGGUAUUGCGCUCCCGACCCUGAGCAAGAUUUCUCCAGAGGAUACAAUGGGAAAGACGUGAUCGUUCAGAAUUUACGCCAAGCUUGCUUCUUCAGAGUGAUGAAUGAUAGUGGAAAACCUUGGCUUUGGUGGGAUUAUGUUACCGACUUCGCCAUUCGUUGUCCCAUGAAACAGAACAAGUACAACAAGCAAUGUGCCGAUCAAGUCAUUCAUUCUCUAGGAGUCGAUGUGAAGAAAAUAGACAAAUGCAUUGGAGACAUCGAAGCAAAUGCUGAGAAUCCCGUUCUUAGAGAUGAACAAGAAGCACAAGUUGGGAAAGGCUCGCGAGGAGAUGUGACAAUACUACCAACUAUUGUGAUAAACAACAGACAAUACAGAGGGAAGUUGGAGAGAUCGGCGGUUCUUAAGGCCCUUUGCUCAGGGUUUCGUGAGACGACUGAGCCACCCAUCUGCUUAACCGAAGACAUAGAAACCAAUGAGUGUUUACAAAACAAUGGAGGGUGUUGGGAAGAUAAGACAACCAACAUUACAGCUUGCAGGGACACUUUCAGAGGAAGAGUAUGUCAAUGUCCCAUUGUUCAAGGUGUCAAAUUUUUGGGUGACGGUUACACACAUUGUGAAGCGUCAGGGGCAUUGCGUUGUGGAAUAAACAAUGGAGGAUGCUGGAAACAUACUCAAAUGGGAAGAACAUAUUCCGCUUGCCGGGAUGAUCAUUCGAAAGGCUGCAAAUGUCCUCCCGGAUUCAAAGGAGAUGGGCUUAAAAACUGCGAAGAUGUGAAUGAGUGCGAGGAGAAAACAGCGUGCCAGUGUCGUGGCUGCAAAUGCAAAAACACAUGGGGAAGCUAUGAAUGUAGCUGCAGCGGAAGCCUGCUUUACAUCAGAGAGCACGACAUUUGCAUAAGUAUAGGUAAGGAUGCAAGAGGAGAUGUAAGCUGGGGGGUAAUAUGGAUAAUAGUAAUGGGAUUGGGAGCAGCUGCUUUGGGAGCUUAUACUGUUUACAAAUACAGAAUCCGGACAUAUAUGGAUUCAGAGAUAAGAGCGAUAAUGGCGCAAUACAUGCCUCUCGAUAACCAUCCCAACUCUCAACCUUCUUCUCAGCUUGAGUUGUAAGAACAUAGUCUUCACUCAAUUCAGCUUCAGACUUCAAGCUUUGAUCAUAUAUAUGCACUUUAACUAGCCGUUUUUUAUUAUUUUUAAGUCCUUCUUA